AUGUGGCGCGUACGUUGGCCCUGCGCGGUCUUCAUCGCCAUCAUCACUGUUGCUGAUCUGAACGUAGAGAGCAAAAGCACCCCAUUGCCAAAGUUUACCAAGAUAAAAGCUGCUGACAAGAUAGCCACUGAUGGCCUGGAUGCGUCUGACACGCCACCCACUGAAGACAGCCUCUUCACGGACACAGCCGAAAUGCGCGAUGCCACGAUGGAGCUGUCCACCCCGAACUAUGCCUUCCGAACGCCCACCACUCUCUUCCCAUUUGAGAACUUUACCCUUGACUCAUCUGACUUCUUCUUUAACUGUUGUGAUUGCUGUCCUGCAGCCCCAGGGGAGAAAGGGGAUCCCGGAGAACCAGGGUUGCCAGGUCUUAAAGGAGAGGCGGGAGAAAAAGGUCUUCAGGGUCUACCAGGAAUUCCUGGACUGCAAGGAUCAAAGGGAAUCAGAGGAGACAAAGGAGAUAAAGGAGAACAUGGUGACCCAGGAGCAAAUGGACUCCCAGGAUAUCCAGGCAAACCAGGAGAACAAGGUGAACUUGGAUUUAAAGGAGACAAAGGAAACUACGGCCUGCCUGGAGCCAAGGGGCAAAAGGGUUCCAAGGGGGAAACCUGUGAGAACGGAACCAAAGGAGAGAAGGGGGACAAAGGGGAGCUGGGAUUACCAGGCAUUGAUGGGGAGAUUGGAGAGAAGGGAGAAAAGGGGGACCUUGGUGAAAAGGGCUACUGUGGGGAUCCAGGCGAUCAGGGUGAAAGAGGAGAAAAGGGGGAAAUUGGGCCCAAAGGAGAAAAGGGCAUCAAAGGAGACAUUGGAGUGGAAGGUGUCCAUGGUGAAGAUGGGCAAAAGGGAGAGAAGGGGGCCCUUGGCUUUAAAGGUGACAAAGGUGAUCCAGGGCCCAUUGGGAUGAUGGGACCUACUGGGAUGAAAGGAGUUCCUGGUUUCAAAGGAACCAGGGGAGCUCCUGGCAAGAAAGGUUCAAGAGGUCCCAAGGGCUCAAAGGGCGAGACCUCAAGUGCCCCAAGAUCAGCUUUUAGCGUUGGCCUAUCCAAGCCGUUCCCACCCCCCAACACGCCGAUUAAGUUCGACAAGAUUCUGUACAAUGACCAGGAAGAUUAUAAUCCUUUGACGGGGAAAUUUAAUUGCAGCGUUGCUGGGGCAUACAUCUUCUCCUACCACAUGACAAUACGUGGGCGGCCUGCCCGCAUCAGCAUUGUGUGUCAAAACAAGAAGAUGGUCAGGAGUAGGGAGACUCUCUAUGGCCAAGAGAUAGACCAGGCAUCUUUCCUUACGAUUUUGAAAUUAAAUGUGGGAGAUCAUGUUUGGCUGGAGGUGACACGGGAUUGGAACGGGGUUUACGUUAGCGCUGAAGACGACAGCAUAUUUUCUGGCUUCCUCUUAUAUCCAGAUGAAAUAUUUGACACCUUGCUAUAA
Messenger RNA from Elgaria multicarinata webbii, 1428 nucleotides. It is a transcript of the gene OTOL1, whose product is annotated as otolin 1. Gene Ontology annotation, molecular function: protein binding. The transcript is spliced from 4 exons. NCBI's taxonomy places the organism in Eukaryota, Metazoa, Chordata, Lepidosauria, Squamata, Anguidae. The record is from RefSeq and is a predicted model, not a curated record. The coding region runs from base 1 to 1428 and encodes 475 amino acids.